AUGUUCAAGCUGUACCUCCAGUUGGCAGAUCAUGUAAAGCUGAUGCGCUUGUGGGCUCCGGAUGCCGAUUGGCUAUGGGGCAAGACCCACCUGCCUGGUAGCUCACACCGGUGGUUUGAGUUGGUGAGCAGUCUGGGCACCAAUCUGGAUGCAUCAGACAUUAUUGUUGAGGACCUAGAGCCUACUAUCAAUGAGAUCAAAGAGCAGCUCCAGGAGGAAGUGUUUAUAGAUGACGCCAACAACGGCGAGCUGGCUGGUGAUGAAGAGGUACAAGAAAUGGUCGGAGAUGCAAACCCAGACCAACCAAACAAUUAG
Molecule: messenger RNA, 315 nt
Organism: Puccinia graminis f. sp. tritici CRL 75-36-700-3
Lineage: Eukaryota; Fungi; Basidiomycota; Pucciniomycetes; Pucciniales; Pucciniaceae
Exons: 1
Coding region: 1-315 (104 amino acids)
Source: RefSeq, a predicted model, not a curated record